UACUACCGAAAGCCUAGAAAUACUUUAUUUUUUCUGAAUCGCUUUUUGAUUAAGUCGAUAAUCAUUAGUAGGUAUCAUACUAUCAUUACUCUGUGUGAACAGGUGUCUCUUCGAAGCGGAAGUCUUAACUGUUGUUUGUACUCUGAAUAUAAAUUAUCAUAAUGCUGUACUUGGAUGAUUUUCUUGAAAAACUUGAACUCUUGCCGCAAGAGAUAAUAAAUCAAACUUCUGAAAUUAGACAACUGGAUCAACAAGUAAAAGACUCUAUGGAUUGUGUAAAAAGGAAUGUAGAUAAUUUAUUUUCAAACGCUAAUACUAUGCAUCCAGAUGAUUUGUAUGCUGAUUUCAACACAGUUAUGAAAGUUGGUGACAAAGCUCUUAAGCAAUCUGAUGACAAAAUUCAAAUAGCCAAUAACAUGCAAAAAUUAGUGGGCAGAUACAUUAACCAUAUUGAUAUUGAGUUACAAAAAUUUAAAAGAGAUUUGGAUGUUGUGAAAAGUGGUACCACUGAACUGAUUGAAAAAAAGAUCGAAAAAGUAUUUAACAAUGGUAUCAGUUUCGAGGAACAAUUGACUGCUGAUUCACAUUUAUCUGGUACAGGUGGCUUAGAAUUACAAAUUGAUGCAGUUCCUACUAACUCUCAAAUGGAUCUAUAUCCAUUAUCAUACGCUUCAGAACAUAUUGGGGCUACUAGCUCUGAUAUUUCAGCAGCUGCAUCCAAAACUAAAGUUAACACUAAAAAGAAGAUUAAAGGUUGUAAGAGAGCCAAUUUAAAAGUAUCUACUGUAAGAAUCAAAUGUAAUAAAACAAGUUCUGUGUCGGUUGCAUUAUUGCCAGAACAGCCUAUCGAUAGACAAUUAUCGCAAUCGGGUGGUUCAAAUAAAAAUCAAACUAAAAAACGCACAAAAAAUGUUGAACCAGAAGAAACGAAGAGAAACGAUUUUAUUGAUAUUAUGACAACUGAUGAUGAUAAAAUUGAUGAAUACCAUAAUCUUCGUUAUUGUAUAUGCAAUGAAGUUGCAUAUGGUGAAAUGAUUGCUUGUGAUAAUAGAAAGUGUCCUCGUGAAUGGUUUCAUUAUAGUUGUGUUGGUAUUCAAUCUGCACCUACUGGAAAAUGGUAUUGUUUAGACUGUGCUUCCAAAAUGAAGAAAAGAAGACGAUGAAGAUGUUGUAUAACUACAUCAAUUGCCUUAUUGUUUUUUAUGAAAAAAGAAUAUUGCGAUAAUACAAGACUUUACCUGUGAACUCAUAGCAUAGUAGUUCAUGAGCUGAAAAAUUAUAACUAUUCAUUUUUCUUCGGAUAUUGAAAAAAAAACAAUUUCAGAAUUUAUCAUAGAAAUACUAGACAUAAGAAAAUAUUAUUGAUCAUCACUAAUACUUAAAGAGGAUUUAAGCAAAUAUUUGUUUACUCUCUCAGACCAAUACGCAAUAUACAUAAAAUCGGUUUAUCAUUUUUAAGUAAUCUUAGGGUAAAAUUACCUAUUACAAGAAUUGAGACUUUGACUUGAAAAAGAUACUAAGUCGUAAAAACCAAAUAUUACAAGAGAAGAAAAAACUUUUGUAGCAUAAGUAAACUAACAGUAGUGCUGUCUUGUGUUCAAAGUUUUACCUGGUUAUUGUCAUAUUUAAAUUUUUUUUACUUAUUACCUUUUCCAUGUUUACGCCUAAAUUAUAGAGGAUUUUUUUUCAAGAA
This is a messenger RNA of Myzus persicae (green peach aphid), 1693 nucleotides long. RefSeq names its product inhibitor of growth protein 3-like. NCBI's taxonomy places the organism in Eukaryota, Metazoa, Arthropoda, Insecta, Hemiptera, Aphididae. The record is from RefSeq and is a predicted model, not a curated record. Bases 162 to 1163 code for a protein of 333 amino acids. Gene Ontology annotation, cellular component: NuA4 histone acetyltransferase complex. Gene Ontology annotation, biological process: regulation of DNA-templated transcription. The transcript has 9 exons.